Diatraea saccharalis (sugarcane borer) is the source of this 571-nucleotide messenger RNA. NCBI's taxonomy places the organism in Eukaryota, Metazoa, Arthropoda, Insecta, Lepidoptera, Crambidae. The record is from the annotation of a GenBank genome assembly.
UGAAACCAUGCUUGAAGAUCUCAGUAGUGCAUCCCAAAGAGCAUUUCAAGACCAAAGUCUUCGAUCAGCGUGUGUUGCCAGUGAUGAUUUGCGGAAGCGAAGCAAAACGUGGUCGUUCACUAUGGGUCUCAUAAGAAGGCUCAAGGUCAACGGAGAUUGUUCUCUCCGGUAUUUCUCGGAACACAUAGUGAGAAGAACUGAUGGCCGUUAGAGCGGAAGUGUUUUCAAAUGGCGAUCACAUAUCGGACGACACUCAGUGGGUAGGCCACUACCACCAGGUGAACCGACGAUCUUAUAAAGGUUGCGGGAAACCACUGGAUGCGGGCAGUACAGGACCGAUCGUCGUAGAGAUCUAUGGGGGAAGCCUAUGCUCAGCAGUGGGCGUUUUACUGAUGAUAAAAUUUACGAAUAUAGGUGAUUUUCAUUUUUUUUUAUUAAAAAUCGGUAUCGGACUACUUCGUCAAAUGUUAUGUGAUAUAAAAAAAAAAUAUACUAGUUUUAUUUUAUAUAUACUCGUAUACUAGCUUUAGCUCGCGACUAGCUUUUGUUUUUGAUUAUAUAGUGUAAAAUA